AAAAUACAACCAUCACCAUGUCAAAGGCACAGGGAGUCAACGUCGCCAUCAUUGGUGUCGGCUUGGUCGGCACAUCGGUCAUCUCGCAGCUGACGACGGUGCCCUCGUUGGCCUCUUCGGUCCACAUUGUCGCGCUUCAGAACAGCAAGAAGGCCCUCCUGGCCGGUUUGGGCGAGUCAAGGAUUGCCAUCUCGAGUCAACAAGACUGGCAGUCCAAGCUCUCGUCCAGCUCGACGGCAGCCCUGCCCCUGCCUCAGCUCACAUCGCACCUCGCUUCGCUCACAAAGUCGACGGGCCGCCACACCGUUGUCGUCGACAACACAUCCAACGACGCUGUCGCCUCCUUCUACCCAUCUUUUCUGGGUGCUGGCUUGAGUGUCGUGACGCCCAACAAAAAGGCUUUUUCCUCGUCGCUGGACCUCUACAAGGCCAUCCUCGAGUCCUCGGCUGCGACGGCGUCCAAUCCCCGGCCGGCGCUCCUGUACGGCGAGAGCACCGUCGGUGCCGGUCUGCCCGUGAUCUCCACGCUCCACGACAUCCUUGCCACGGGUGACGAGGUGACUCGCAUCGAAGGUGUUCUCAGCGGCACCCUCAGCUACAUCUUCAACGAGUUCUCGACGCCGAGCGGAGCCCCUCAGUCUUUCUCCAAGAUUGUCAAGGUGGCCAAGGACAACGGCUACACCGAGCCCCACCCGGGCGACGACCUCUCGGGCAGCGACGUUUCUCGGAAGCUGACGAUUCUCAGCCGCAUGAUUCCCUCGCUCCUCGAAAAGCUGCCCAAGGGCUACGAGUCGGUACCCACGCACAGCCUGACGCCUGCACCCCUUGCCGACGUCAAGAGCGGCGACGAGUACGUGGCACGCCUGCCCGAGUUUGACGCUGACUUCCAGAGCCUCAACGAGGCAGCAAAGGCCGAAGGAUAUGUGCUCCGCUACGUCGGCGUCAUUGAUGCCGUCUCGGGCGAGAUCAAGGCGAGCUUGGAAAAGUACCCCUUCAGCCAUCCGUUUGCGAGCUCGCUCAGCGGCUCUGACAACAUCUUCCAAUUCAAGACAAAGCGGUAUAGCAACAGGCCCCUGCUGGUCCAAGGACCCGGCGCAGGCGCCGAUGUGACGGCCAUGGGCGUUGUGGCCGAUCUGAUCAAGGUGGCCGAAAGGAGGGGUUGAUGAACGCUAGCAAAAAUAAAACACGGAUAGGUUGCAAGCAAACGAACAGAUGCAAGAUAUGAUAUAUGAUUACUAGAAGAAAGAGCAAAUCAGGAAGCAAGUUGCGUGUGACUGAAAAGAAAGAGAGGG
Molecule: messenger RNA, 1292 nt
Organism: Acaromyces ingoldii
Lineage: Eukaryota; Fungi; Basidiomycota; Exobasidiomycetes; Exobasidiales; Cryptobasidiaceae
Product: putative HOM6-homoserine dehydrogenase
Exons: 2
Coding region: 18-1163 (381 amino acids)
Biological process (GO): aspartate family amino acid biosynthetic process; L-homoserine biosynthetic process
Molecular function (GO): homoserine dehydrogenase activity; NADP binding; aspartate kinase activity
Source: RefSeq, a predicted model, not a curated record